Molecule: messenger RNA, 1756 nt
Organism: Thrips palmi
Lineage: Eukaryota; Metazoa; Arthropoda; Insecta; Thysanoptera; Thripidae
Product: gastrula zinc finger protein XlCGF49.1-like
Exons: 4
Coding region: 719-1489 (256 amino acids)
Biological process (GO): regulation of transcription by RNA polymerase II
Cellular component (GO): nucleus
Molecular function (GO): RNA polymerase II cis-regulatory region sequence-specific DNA binding; DNA-binding transcription factor activity, RNA polymerase II-specific
Source: RefSeq, a predicted model, not a curated record
GCUGUUCAGGACGAGUGGUGCACACAUCCAAACACGCACGCUCGGACAAUAAAAGAUUUUUGACCCCACUGGAGCCAACAAAAUUCAGAACAGACCAGCUUCCGUCUGAAAUCGCGUUCGUUGAUUUCCGAUCUAAGAUCCAUACCACGAAAAUUUUCAAUAGAGCAGUCCAGUCCGUCACUGACGGAAUAACAAGGGGAACUACAAAAACGGAAGUUAUGAGGCCGGGGAAAAGGCAGCGAGUCCAGUUUGAGGGCGAAGUAUUCACCUUCUGAAAAAUCUUCCUAACAGACCUUUAUCAGGCGAUUCGGCAUGCAUUCAAUGGAUACAAUCGAACAGUUUGAAGAGAUUGAGUUACGGGCGAUUUUUUUAUUCUUGUUCCUCGCUCGGCGACAGCUUGACUGCUCUGGCGACAAGCGUGUGCGCAACGUUACGCCAGGGCAGAGUCCCCCUUGCUCUUCCGAGUCAGGUGACGCUCUGGUUGAAGUCUAAUCCGAAACGAAAGGAAGAGGAUCCUAAAGCCAAGGAUAACGCGCCUCCGCAGGGAACACAGUCGCAGUCGCCCUGACAGGAGGGAGGAGGAAGUCCUAACCAAGGCGUCGGAACGGCGUAUCUUCUGGAAAGGCACGUUUGUCGACAAGCGUCUCCACACAACGACGUGUUCCAAGUCUUCUACAGGUUACUACUAUUUCGCCGCACCAACCUCCGCCCCUCGACAAUGUCCCGCGAGCGUGAGCCCCGUCACCGCACGGCUGGAUCGUCAGCGUCCGUGCGUGCUCCACGCGGUGCCUGCAAUGGAGAGAAGCGUCUGGAGUGUCCGGUGUGCGAGAAGCAGUUCGCCUUUAGAAGUAAACUAGAAACGCACCUUCGGACCCACACCGGAGAGAAGCCUUUCGAGUGCACAGUUUGUCAGACGAAGUUCGCUGUAAGUGGAGAUCUCAGAAAGCACCUUCGGACCCACACCGGGGAGAAGCCUUUCGAGUGCCCAGUUUGCAAGCAGAAGUUCAAUCAAAGUGGACAUCUCCGAAACCACCUUCGCACCCACACCGGGGAGAAGCCUUUCGAGUGCGCAGUUUGCAGGCAGAAGUUCAAUCAAAGUGGACAUCUCCGAAACCACCUUCGCACCCACACCGGGGAGAAGCCUUACGAGUGCACAGUUUGUCAGACGAAGUUCGCUGUAAGUGGAGCUCUCAGAAGGCACCUUCGCACCCACACCGGAGAGAAGCCUUUCGAGUGCACAGUUUGUCAGAAGAAGUUCGCUGUAAGUGGAGAUCUCAGAAGGCACCUUCGCACCCACACCGGAGAGAAGCCUUUCGAGUGCACAGUUUGUCAGACGAAGUUCGCUGUAAGUGGAGAACUCAGAACGCACCUUCGGAUCCACACCGGGGAGAAGCCUUACGAGUGCACAGUUUGCAAGAAGAAGUUUGUGCAAAGUGGACAUCUUCGAAAGCACCUUCUGACACACAGCGGGGACACGCAUCGUGAGUGAAUAAUUUUCGACGACCUUGAUUUUUAUGGCAUUGUACACGGCACAUCGUUUGUGCCAUUUUAUUUCUGUUCACUGCCAAUCCAAGUGUGGACCAAGUCCACGCUUCCUUGCGUCGACCAUUUCUGGUCCACGCUUCCUUGCGUCGACCAGUUUGGUCCACGUUUCCUUGCGUGGACCACAGUUUGGUCCACACUUCCUCGCGUGGACCACGGUUUGGUCCACGCUUCACAGUCUGGUCCGUGGCAGUUUUCCGCACAGUCUGUGUCC